Molecule: messenger RNA, 549 nt
Organism: Cooperia oncophora
Lineage: Eukaryota; Metazoa; Nematoda; Chromadorea; Rhabditida; Trichostrongylidae
Source: the annotation of a GenBank genome assembly
AUGGCUGCAAGUCUGAUGAAUGGUAAUCUAUCUGAUCAAGCCCUGUUCGUGCCUACGACGUUUGCACCAACUCCCGAGAGCUCCAAAGAUUGUGAGGACUUAAUGCUACUUUUGCUGGCUCUCAUCGUACCUCUGGGUGUCGUUGGCCUACCAGAUAUCCUUCCCCAGAUUCGCACCUUGCAAAGUACUGCCGUAAAGGGAAAGUUGCUGUGCAACGGGAAGCCAUAUGAGAAAGCUCGUCCUGAAGCUUUACGAAGUCGAUCCACGCAACUGGAAGUACAAAAAGUAUCACCUCUUUCAGUCAAGGACACUCUUAUGGAUGAAGCGUUCUCUGACAAAGACGGCCAAUUCAAGUUGAAGGGAAAUGACACCGAAUGGUCGAAAAUCGAUCCAAAACUGAACAUUUAUCACAAUUGCGAAGACGAGAAAGUGAUCAUAAUCCCUGACGAUUACGUUACCGAAGGAGGUGAACCGAACAAGACAUUCGACAUUGGAAUCCUCAACUUGAAUGCGAAACUUCCCGGCGAGACACGAGAUUGCCUCAAUUGA